CUGCUCGCACGCCUCCACCCACCAACACCACCAAAAUGGCCUUCGCUGGAAGAUGGGAAACUGAGACCCAGGAGGGGUACGACGAGUUCUGCAAGCUGCUCGGUAUCCCUGAUGACAUAAUUGAGAAGGGCCGCGACUACAAGCUGAUCACAGAGGUCAGCCAGGACGGCGAUGACUUCACCUGGACCCAGAUCUACCCCACAAACGCCAAGGUCUCCAACAAGUUCACCGUCGGCAAGGAGUGUGAUAUGGAGACCAUCGGGGGAAAGAAAUUCAAGGCCACAGUGUACAUGGAGGGAGGCAAGCUGAGCGUGACCUUCCCCAACUACCAUCACACUUCUGAGAUCAGCGAAGGCAAGCUUGUUGAGAUCUCCAAAGCUGGUUCCGUAGUGCUGAAGAGAACCAGCAAGAACAUCUAACUGCUGACUGACCCUUGACCUCCUUAACAAGUUACCAUAGA
Xiphias gladius (swordfish) is the source of this 460-nucleotide messenger RNA. It is a transcript of the gene fabp6, whose product is annotated as fatty acid binding protein 6, ileal (gastrotropin). Gene Ontology annotation, molecular function: fatty acid binding. Lineage: Eukaryota; Metazoa; Chordata; Actinopteri; Istiophoriformes; Xiphiidae. Bases 36 to 419 code for a protein of 127 amino acids. Gene Ontology annotation, biological process: fatty acid transport. The record is from RefSeq and is a predicted model, not a curated record. The transcript has 4 exons. Gene Ontology annotation, cellular component: cytosol; nucleus.